UAUUGCGGAAUGUUGAUGAAGCACAUGAAGCCUAGCUUUUCAAUAUUUCAUACAAUCUUUGCUUAAGCAAAGAUAGACAUUGAUCGAAGCUAGUAUGGGGAAAUUGAAGGCGGUGGUUGUUGUUACAAUGAUUUCCACCGCUCUAUCUAUUCUAUGGAGGGCAACGUUACAUUUAGAGGAUAAUGAAAGUUUUGUUCGAUGUCUUUUAGAUCAUUCUCACCCUUCUCAUCCCAUUUCAUCAGCAAUCUAUACGCCUAAAUCCUCCUCCUUUUCAUCUGUUUUGGAAUCUUACAUUAGAAACCUACGAUUCAACGAGUCCUCCACACCAAAGCCUUUCCUUAUUCUCACUGCACUCCAUGAAUCCCACAUCCAAGCUGCCGUUACUUGCGGUAAAAGCCAUGGGGUUCAGAUGAAAAUUCGAAGUGGAGGCCAUGAUUACGAGGGCUUAUCUUAUGUAUCUACUCUUCCUUUCUUUCUCCUCGACAUGUUCAAUCUUCGAUGCAUAGAUGUCGACAUAGAAACCGAGACGGCUUGGGUUCAAACAGGAGCCACUCUUGGCGAAGUUUUUUAUAGAAUCGCGGAGAAGAGCAAAACACAUGGGUUCCCAGCUGGUGUUUGCCCCACUGUUGGCGUUGGUGGUCACAUUAGUGGAGCUGGUUAUGGUAAUAUGAUGAGAAAAUAUGGUGUGUCUGCUGAUAACGUUCUCGAUGCUCUUAUUAUCGAUGCUAAUGGUAGACUCCUCGAUAGACAAUCUAUGGGUGAAGAUCUUUUUUGGGCCAUUAGAGGAGGUGGAGGUGCGAGCUUUGCUGUCGUUCUUGCUUAUAAAAUCAAGUUGGUUCGCGUCCCGGAGACAGUGACAGUGUUUCAGGUUGACAGAACUCUUGAAGAAGAUGCUACAGACAUUGUAGACCAAUGGCAACAUGUUGCAUAUAAUCUGCCUCAAGAACUCUUCAUCAGACUUAUGUUGGAUGUAGUAGUAAAAAGCAGUGGUGAAAAGACUUUGAGGGCUUCCUUCGUUUCCCUGUUUCUUGGAGAUUCAGAGAGCCUCCUUUCGAUCAUGAAGGAGAGGUUCCCCAAGUUGGGUUUAUCCAAAUCUGACUGCAUUGAAACAAGCUGGGUUAAAUCAGUGCUAUUUUGGUCCAACAUUCCACUCGAAACAGACAUUCAAGUGUUGCUUGAUCGAACUCCUCAAACAUUGGAUUAUCUGAAGAGGAAAUCAGAUUAUGUGAGAGAACCAAUCCCGAAGGCUGGUUUGGAGUCGCUUUGGAAGAAAAUGAUGGAGCUGGAAAAGCCUAGAAUGUACUUUAAUCCUUAUGGUGGAAAAAUGGCGGAAAUUGCAGCAGAAGAAAUUCCAUUCCCACAUAGAGCUGGAAAUCUAUGGAAGAUUCAAUAUCUGGCGAAUUGGAACGAAGCAGGGAUUGAAGCAGCAAAUCGUUACAUAGAUUUGACAAGGAGACUCCACGAGUUCAUGACUCCUUUUGUGUCAAAGAACCCAAGGCAAGCAUUUCUAAACUACAGAGACGCUGAUUUGGGAAGCAGCUCCCAUGGAAAAGCCUCGUAUUCGGAAGCAAGACUUAAUGGGAUGAAGUGGUUUAUGGGUAAUUUCGACAGAUUAGUGCAGAUUAAAACCGAGGUUGAUCCUACUAAUUUCUUUAGUUAUGAACAGAGCAUCCCACUUCUCCCGCACCAAGUACAUUUGGAUGAUGAUAUGUGAUUUUGUUUUUUGUUUUUCCUUCGAUUAGAGUUACAAUUUCACAAAAUAAAAAUAAAAAUUUAUGUCAUGUUUGACAGAUUUUUUGAAGGCCUCUUUUCAUCUAUGGGAUCUUAGGUAUAAAUAAUUUAAUUUUUGUUGGUUGGAUAAGAAGGAAAAUAAUUGUGAGCUCACUUGUAUUUAAAUAAAUCAUUUAUGAAUAUUGUUUGAUAUAA
Molecule: messenger RNA, 1926 nt
Organism: Gossypium raimondii (Peruvian cotton)
Lineage: Eukaryota; Viridiplantae; Streptophyta; Magnoliopsida; Malvales; Malvaceae
Product: berberine bridge enzyme-like 8
Exons: 1
Coding region: 95-1714 (539 amino acids)
Molecular function (GO): oxidoreductase activity; FAD binding
Source: RefSeq, a predicted model, not a curated record